Messenger RNA from Vicia villosa (hairy vetch), 693 nucleotides. RefSeq lists its product as uncharacterized. The record is from RefSeq and is a predicted model, not a curated record. Bases 1 to 693 code for a protein of 230 amino acids. The transcript has a single exon. Lineage: Eukaryota; Viridiplantae; Streptophyta; Magnoliopsida; Fabales; Fabaceae.
AUGGACAAGGUUGGGAGUGUUGUGACAAUGGUACCUAUUAUGAAUAGAACCAAUUACGAGUGUUGGCAGACUCGCAUGGAGGCCUACCUCAAAACCUUGGUUCACGAGGUUUGGAGGAAUGUUGUCAAAACAUGGGAUCCUCCUAGAAUUGUAAGUACAUAUGGCACUGUUACUGAGGUACUUAAGGCUGAAGAAGAUUGGGAUGAUAAGGAGAUAUCAUCAGCUCAAGCAAACUUCAAAGCAUUAUAUGUUAUAUUCAGGAGGUUCGAAGAGGAUGCCUUCAUGAUGAUCAGUCGAUCUAAACAAGCCAAAUGUUCCUGGGAAAUUAUAAGGGAGAUCUAUGAAAAAUAUUCCCAGACAAGGAUGAUAAAUGUCCAACUUCUUAACGCCAAGUUUGAAAACUUAAGACUGAAGGAAGAUGAAAGUCUCCAAAACUUUCACAUGAAUAUUCAACACGUGGUAAGUGAGUUUGAAGACUUGAGAGAGAAGAUGUCAGAAGACAAGGUGGUCAAAAAGAUACCCAGACCUCUUCCAGAAAGGUUUGAUAAGAAACUAGUCUACAUUAUAAACUCAUAUCAGCUGAGUACGAUGAUUGUGGAUAAUCUUAUAACUUUGCUACGAACUGUUGAGAGAUUAUUCUUAUACUCUCUUUAUAUUUUGGAUAUGUUGAGAUUAUGUGAUAUGUGGCCUUAG